AUGACUCGGACUCAAGUUCCUUUCCCUUCCCCUGCCACUCUGAAGCGGUUCCCCCAUAUCCAUGAUGACCCUUCCACCCUGUCCCAUGCCCUAGACCCCUUCACCAUCACCACUUCCACCGGCUUCCUACCCUAUCAGACUGCCCCCUCAGAGCUUCCCGAGGCCUUCAAGGCUCUUGCCUCCUUGGUUGAGCGGCUUCCUGUCGUCAAGCUUGAUGGGAAUCCUGGUCUGCUGGCCACCUAUGAGCUGGGUCCUGCUACUGAGGCCGAGCUCACUGACCUGACCGAUGAGGUUGAGAAGCUUAAGUUGCCCAAUGGAGAAUGGGAUCGCUUCACAAUUGCUGCCGUCUUCCGUGACUACACCUUCCUGGCCUCGUCCUACCUCCUCGAGCCUUGCUGGGAGAACUGGUGCAAGAACCCGGACCAGGGCUAUGGUCUUGGCCGUGAGCUCUUGCCCAAGUGUGUCGCUCGCCCUAUGUAUCGCUGUGCUCAGAUCUUGGACCUACCCCCCUUCAUGUCCUAUGCUGCCUCUUAUGCUCUCUUCAACUAUACUCUCGCCGACCACUCCAAGGGUCUGGAGGAGUACUCUAACCUCCGUCUGGUGCGCGCCUUUGAGCGUGGCCUAGACCCCAAGAGUUCAGAGGCUGGCUUCAUCCUGACCCACGUCGACAUGGUCAAGGAGACUGGCGCACUUAUUGGCGGUGCUCUCAAGGUCAUCGACACUCUUGAGCAGCACGGCCCUCGUCCUGACAUCAACGAUGGUUUCCGUGAGAUCCUCCAAGCCAUGGAGAAGAUUGAGGCGUCCAUGGAAGACAUGUGGGGUAACUCCAAGCCUGCCGAGUACCUCUCCUUCCGCGUCUUCAUCUUCGGCAUCACCAACCAAUCCAUGUUCCCCAACGGCGUGAUCUACGACGGCGUCGAAGACAACCAGCCCCUCUCCUUCCGCGGCGAGAGCGGUGCCAACGACAGUAUCAUCCCCCUCCUCGACCACCUCUGCCAAAUCCCCAUGCCCUCAACCCCUCUCACAAAGAUCCUCCACGAAUUCCGCGCCUACCGGCCCCUCCCUCACCGCGAAUUCCUCACCUACGUCCGCGAAAAGGCCGAGGAAAUCGGUGUGCAGGAGUACUCCGUCCAAGACUCCGAGACAGCCGUCCUCUUCCUCCGUGUCCUGAACCAUGUGCGCAGCUUCCGCUGGCGUCACUGGCUGUUUGCCCGCGAGUAUAUUAUUCGCCGCACGCCUCAUCCCACUGCUACCGGUGGCAGUCCCAUCGUGACGUGGUUGCCCAACCAGCUCUCCGCUGUGAUGGAAUUGAUGAUUUCCAUCUACGAUCGCUAUCUUGCGCCGAAGGAGGGUGUCACUAUCGUCAAUGGACAGGAAGAUCUUAUUGCCUCGCACCGGAAGCAGGUCGAGCCUAUGAUGGAGCUUGUGCGUGACCAGAAGGAGAAAUUGGCUAAGGAGGUUGAAAAGUGGUGCCAGGAGCGUGGGGUUUAG
This is a messenger RNA of Penicillium cataractarum, 1491 nucleotides long. RefSeq names its product indoleamine 2,3-dioxygenase family protein. Lineage: Eukaryota; Fungi; Ascomycota; Eurotiomycetes; Eurotiales; Aspergillaceae. Gene Ontology annotation, molecular function: heme binding; metal ion binding. Bases 1 to 1491 code for a protein of 496 amino acids. The transcript has 5 exons. The record is from RefSeq and is a predicted model, not a curated record.